This is a messenger RNA of Lingula anatina, 1866 nucleotides long. RefSeq lists its product as uncharacterized. The record is from RefSeq and is a predicted model, not a curated record. Lineage: Eukaryota; Metazoa; Brachiopoda; Lingulata; Lingulida; Lingulidae. Gene Ontology annotation, molecular function: GTP binding.
UACAGUAAGUUUUGUAGUUGGAUAUAGGCACUUCCCAGAUAGCCAUUUUAUUAAGCUUCACUUGGUUAAUCACAGGAGGUUAAUACAUAAAAGGAAAGUGGAAUGACCGCCAAAGGGCCAACAGUGGUCAUGGUUGUGGGCCGUGUGAACCAAGGCAAAACGGCCCUCGUGAGCACUCUCACCCGUAACAACCAUUUGUCUGAAAAGAAGGACUGCUGUCAGAAGACAUAUCGAUGGUACCCUGAGAACGAGGGGGAAUGGUGGAUAGUAGACACGCCCGGGUUUGGUUCAUUGUCAUAUUCAGACGAGAAAGUUAUGACAACAAUAAAAAGAAAGGCCAACGGUAUUGAUCACGUGAAUGCGUUUAUUUACGUUAUGAACUGCAGUAAGAGAAUCACAGAUUAUGAAAUCGUAACCUUAAACCUGUUGGAGUCUCAAUUUGAGGAUUUUCUAAAAAGCACAGUCUUUGUAUUUACGCAUGGUGACAUAUAUCCCGGGCUGUUGACUCAAGACUUCAUUGAGAGAUUUCCCGAGACUUUCAGAGACAAGGUUAAAGAAGCUGACAACAGAGUUGUCGUCAUAGACAAUAAACCAAAGAAUGACGAUAAUAACACAAAAAUUAAACUCAUACAAGACUUUAUUAAAAAUAUUGUAGAGGGCACCAAGGUAUACCAAUUAGAGAGUAGAUGGUCGUCUCUGCUUAGAUUUUUUAAGUUUUGAAGGGAUAGAUGGCGACAAGGACAGCAACUAUUCCACUGAAGAAUUAGCGAGAGAAUUGUCGUUUACUUAAAGACUUAACCCCUUUUGUUUGAGUUAAAAUCGACUUAAGAAUCAGGGAUUUUUAAAAUACCAAACUGAAAAGAAUACAUUACAGAUGUGCAAUGUCAUGAACAACAUAUUCAUCAGGAAGACGUAUUCCAAAAACUGAGUUUUUGCAAUUUAAAUAAAAGAUUAUUGAUAUCAAAAUGGAAGUAGUGAAAUAGUUACUGCCAUAUAGUAGGGACAUAUGAUAAAGAGACCUCUCUCGGCUAGUUUGAAAUAAGAUUGAAAUGCCACGCGCAUUUUGUUUGGGCUUCGGGCGCUGGGAGUGAGUCAAAACAUCAUUGUUUCAACGUAUCAGUGAACGUGCCUGAUAAAAAUGCAACGGCGCUGAUCAUAUUUCCAUGUUGAUAUUAAAUUGUUUUCAUGCAUCCAUUCAAAGUGAAACUAGGUCUUGUAAAACAGAAGAGUAGAGAAAGACAGAGAAGGAGAGAAAAGAAAGCCCACAUGACGUUUUUUAAUACUGCUUACUGUUAAGAAAAAUAUUUUUAUUUAAGAAAUAAUACCAGGAUACAGCGCACUGUAACAACGUUAAAUAUCCCAAUUCUGUAUAUCUCAAGUACGUUCGUGUCCAAGCGGGAAGGUUAUAUUUAGAACUAAUGACAUCAACAGUUCUUGGAAGAGAUGGAAAGUUUUCGUGUAUAUGUUUAGACUGGAACGGGUUAUAUUAACGAUAAAAGCAUGUAAAAAGAAAGAGGAAAACAUCACAUCACGUGCUUCUCCAGCAGGCUUUGCAGAGUUCAUUUCGGUAUUUUUCAAGACUUGCGGUUUAAUUGAUUUACUCUACAUUGCUUAUGCAUUGUAAUCGAGUUAAAAAUAAUCUCUUCUAUAUUGACGUUCCGUUCUCAACCAGCUGACUGUAAUCAAAUCACUCAGGGCGCAAGGUCAAACGCCAGCCGUCUUGCUUGUCUAGGUCACAGAUAAAAUUAAUAUGUCGCAGGCCAGAUUAAAAUUCAGUCAAUUGUAUAUUGGCCCUGGUCAAAUUAGACUUUCAAGAAUAAAACAUUACCAGGUAGAUUGAAAUGUCAGUAUUACGGCAGAAAUAUU